CGGUGGGCGGGGCGUGGAAGUCUAUUAGUAGAAGCGGAAACAAAAGACCCUUCGAUUGGGAGCGGAGAGGCACCUCGGCCUCGGCCUUAACACGCCCCGUGAGAGCCCGGCCCCCUCCUGGAGCAGCCAACGCCGUCGCCGCCUCCUCCUCCUCUCUCUUCCCCCCUCUCGCAGCUUCCCCAGACCGGCCCGCCCGCAUCCCCGGCUCCCCAUGGCGCUGAAACGGAUACAGAAGGUGAGAGCACCCGAGUGGGCCGGGCCGGGCUGGGCUGCUGGCCGUCCGUUGGGAACUGGGUGAGCUUCGAGCCGCCCGGGCCUCGGGGGGUUAGUAAUAGACAGGCGAGGAGCGCGCUUUGGGGCUGAGGGGAUGCGCAGGUCUCGCGAGGGGCCGGAGGAGGUGGGGGGAGUGAUGGCUGAGGGGGGGAAUGUGGGCCUAUAUGGAGGGGCUUAAGGGCGGGGGGGGGGCUCGGUUGAGACCACCCUCCGCCCCCUUUUUUUAAAUAUAGAAGAUGGCAUGUAUAUUUUCACGGACACCUUCAGGGAAGCCGUAAGGGUCCCGUCUUAUUUCUGCAAUGGUUUAGGCAAGCGCUUGGGGGUCACUGAAAAAUCCUUCGUUAAGCUGACAGCCCCCCCCCCCCCCAUAGGCAAGCCUUAUAUAUUCGCGUUUGUACCAAUACAAUGGUAUAGCAGCUUUUUUUUCCUGGACUGUACCACUUCGGAUGGGAGGGAGGCAGAGGGGUACAGCGUGUGCUUAUUACCUACCCUCCGCACACAACACACACGCAUCACAUCAGAACAGGAAAACAAGGGUUACCGUAUCUAGUUAGGCCAUCGAAAUGCUUUAGCAUCCAGGAUUGCUCUUUGCAUUUGCGUUUAUGUCAUGGUCAUAAUCAGCCGCCUUGUGCCACCAGUUAGUGGAAAGGUGAGAUAUAAAUUCAACAAAUAAUAAUAAAUCCCCAGGAGAACAUUUGCACAUACAGAGGCUUCCAAUCCACCAGCAAUCUGAAUUAAUGUAGCCCAGGAACAAGAAGUAAGGUCUUAGUGAAUUGUCUUAUUCCAGGCUGCCAAGUGUGGAAAUGGGUGCAAAAGAAUGCUUGGGGAAAUGCAUACUGAGACGUCAUUAUGUUGCUCCACAGGCAUGGAAUAGAUUUUUGUGUGUGUGUGGCUGGGAUAGUUUGAGAAGUUCAUUCUGCAGCUUCUCCCCACACCAUGGUCAGCAUUUGGGAAAUUGGGCCAAUGCUGGCAAGGGGAGUUCAGUGCGAGUUCUUCCAGCUAUGUUCUGGACUUCUUCCAUUACAAAGCAGGAAUAAAUAUUGAUGCAGUAGUUAGCAUGCAGCUAGAACAGUAUGAUAUUUAAACCUCACUAGUUCACAUUCAAGCCAAUUGUCCUGGAAGGUUUGGAGGACUCACACCAGUGAGGAAACUAGAUAAGAACUCAAUUGUCUCCAAAACAACAAGAAGCUCCAGAUUUCACCCAAACAUAACUAAGUUCAGUGCCACCUACUGAGUAGACCAUAUAACGACACAAUCCACACAUUAAUUAAAAAUGUGUUAAGUGGGUGGGCUCCUGCUCUACCAUUUAGCUUGUAGCUUUGUUGAAACACUAAUCCUUAGUAGCAAUUGGGAGUGUACAUGGAUACCGUGCUGGCAAUGCUUUCUGGUUGAUGUAAUGAGGGCAGAGAGAGACUUGUGGCUUGGGAUAACAGGGUGUAAUUUUGUGUAUUCCCCUAAAAUGGAUGGAGACAGAUGACAGUUCCCAUCAUCCUGACCAUACUGGCUGGGACUGAUGAGAGUUGGGAGUCUAACAUAAUCUCCACCUCUUGCCCCCAAAUAUUAGGGGUCUAAAACCUGCCUCACUGAAAGAGCAUUCUGUGGUCCAUUUGCUUUGAAAUGUCCCUGUGUUCUACCUUUUCCCUUGGUAGUCAUCAUUGCUGCUAAUGCCAUUUAUGGAGGGAGGAUUUCUUGUUUCUAACUUGUUUUCCACAUGAAUGAUAUGCUUCAGUACUUGCUAAUAGUCUAAAAAAAGAAAGGGAUAUUCAAAUGUUGUCCUCGUCAAGUGAAUGUUAAUAGUGAAAAGCUAGGGAAGGUGAAGGACUGAGAAACUGAAGGUUUGCCAAAAAGGAGGCAAGCUCUAUAGAUGUUACAGCUAUCAGUAAUUGGUGUCACUUAACACAGUUUCUUUGUGAAUGUAGAUAAGGGGAACUACUUAACACCAUUUCUGAAAUUGUGUUCAACGUGCAAGAAGAAUUGACAUCUCUGACUCAUUGUCUACCCAAGGUGAUGUCUCAUUGCAACAGACGCAGUCAGUUGACUUUUGGGAGAUUCUCUUUGACAGGAGAUCUAGGACAGGAAAAAGUACUUUGUCAUACACUGCAUAGCUAAUUUAUGGAACUCACUGCCAUAAGAUGCGCUGAUGACCACCAACUUAGAUAGCCAUACGUUUGUCUCUAAUCUCUUUUGACAGCUAUCAAUGCCACCUAGUUAUGAAGGCUAUAUGCUGUUUCUAGGAUCAAAUGUAAUAGGCCUCUGAAUAAGAGUUGCUGGGGAACAACAGUGGGAGAGGCCUUUUGCCCUGUUUGUGGGCAUCCUACAGGCUUCUAGCUGGCCACUGUGGGAAACAGGAUAGGGCUUGGCUUGAUCCAGCAGGGCUGUUUUUAUAACUCUUCAGCUUUACUUUGUUGUUCUGGGAGCAGCUUACUGCUUAGGGCAUUUUACAAAUGUGCCAAGGCUGCAAUCCUAACUACAUUUACUUGGAAGUAAGCCCCACUGAAAUCAGGACUCACUUCAAAGAUACAGUAGUUAGGAAUGGGCAUUUAGAAUACUUUGGGUAUAGGAAAUAUUCCCUUGCAGACGUUCUUAAUGCAUAGAGCAGGAGUUCCCAAACUGUGGUCUGCAGACAAGCUUCAUUCAGGUAGUCUGCAGCAUGUCUGUAAAAAUACAAUUUAAACUUGUACAACAACAUCUGGCACAAUGCACUACAAUUGCUAUGAUAGGCAGGAAAAAAAGUAAGUGGUUCACCAAGACCUUCAACAAUUUUCAAGUAGUCCAUGGGAGAAAAGUUUUGAACCACUGGCAUAGAGAGUGAAAUAGGUAUUUUUAAUUCAGUUGCACAUUUUAACAAGGUAUGAGCAGAACUACCUGAGUAAAUUUUGGGUGCUGGUAUGAUUUCUACAGUUCACCUAUAUUGAGGGGUGCUGUGUCUACUAGCUUCAUUGCCUUUCAGACUCUCCCUUAAGAGAUUUGUGGUACACUUUAAAGACCCACAGUCCAACCAAGGUAAAUACCAACCAACACUGGAUUGAGGGGCAUCCAUCAUGUGUGUCUAGCACAGAUGGAGUAGCUCUUAUUCCAAGGCAUCUGAUCAACAAAGGAAUAGUAGUAUUUCCACCCUAUGCUGGAUUUGAAAUGUUCAUCACAAGGGAGGCAAACACCACCCUUUGCUUCCCUGUAUUCUGGAAUGAGCCUGGAUAGUUUUAGUCAGUAUCAUAAGAUUAUUCAUGAUUGGUCUGUAGUAUUCUCUUCUGUUGUAUUCUCAGCACUUUUCCCAUCUUGGUCAGCUGAACUUUAGGGCCUUAGGCAGAAAUCCUUGUCAUUGUAAGAUACUUUCUCUUGUUACGCUUCUGAUAGAUUUGUAUUUGACCAAUAACUGAUGACACUUGAUCAGUCAAACUUCAAUCCUACUACCUGGUCAGUGACAAGGAGCAAACUAUAUGUGACUGCAACUCUCCAUUAUAAUUUCAGUGAUAGGCUAUGGCUGUCAUUUUUUACACAACCUCAGGGUAAGUCUAACUGAGACUUAAUUCUGAGUACUAUGCAUAGGACUGUGCUGCAAGACUAUCUUAGUUACCCAAGCUUUUAAUUAAAAGCAAAUUCUUUUACUAUAAUAUAAAGGGUUUUAUAAAAUAGUAUGCUGCAUUUUGAUAUUUGACAUGUUGUUGUUGUAAUGCUGGUUGUAAAUAGCCCUGAGGCCUUUUCAUAGUGGAAAAGUAGAGUAGGAAUCUUACAAGCAUGUAUUUAAAUGGAUUUGUAUUAAAAGUUGCAUCUUUUAAUCUGCUUCGCUGUUGGCCUUAUGCCUUUUACGCUAUUAAGCUAGAUUAGAGAGUUUGGUUAAUGUAUUGGUUCUUAAACUGUGGUCUGGGAAGUGUGAGUAGUUCCUUGUGCUUCUUUAGUUGUCCUUCAAAAUACCAGAAUAGAGUAAGAUUUUGGAAGCUUUCUUUGAAAUGGCCUCUCUGCUGAAGAGGCAACUCUUUUAAAUUAAUACCGUAUAUAUUUAAAGUUCAAUUUCCGUUUUGAAUAUGCAUCACCCACAUUCUUUGGUAAGCAUCUAUUCCUGCCAUUUUCUUGUCCCUCUGUUUUUCUAGUUGUAUUCUUUGGGGUGGGUACCUAUCAGUUUUUGCCUAUGUUGCUCUCUAAGGCACCGUGUGUGCUAAUAGCAUAGUCGAAAUAAUAAUGAAUACAGCUGUAGCUUAAGACAAGGUUGCUUUUUGAGUAGUGCAGGUACCUGAAGAGGAUGCUUCAGCAGAACUACCAUUGUGUGCCUUGCUUGCCCCCCAAUUGCAUGCAGAACUUCACUGCAUUGUGUGACCAGAAAUAUAGUUAAGUUUCAGUUUGAAAGCUUUUCAUUUAUCUCCCCAUGACAUAGCUAGAAGGUAAGAAAAUGUGGUGGUCUGUGAAGAACAAGCAUAUUCUGAAUGGUGUUCUUCAGUACAGCAAAGGAACCACCAGCUAGCUUCUUUAGUGCUGAAAUAAACAAGAUGGAUAAUAUAAAAAUCUUGCACAGUCUGCAGCUUGAAUGACAAAUGGCGGGGCAAAUCAUUGCUGUUCACUCUGUUGCUUGUAAGACCAUGGCAGCUACCGCAGUGUCAGCAAUGUUAAAUAAAUAAGUGUCCUGCUAAAGCAGGAAGGGAGAUGACUGGAAUAGAUAGUGGAUGACAUCAUCAGGUCCAAAAAUGGGCCCCUUUCUGCCUCUCCUCAGCCAGCAUCCCCAGUGGUGAGGGAGCUGCUGCAGCACUUCUCCUUUAUUCACCAUGGUGUAAGGUGAGAAGUCCCAUGUUGCAGAUCUUCUUUUUCCAGGUCUGGCCCACUUUCAGAAGGACUGACUAUGGCAUGGGCAGGUUGUUGCAGGGUAAGCUUCUCACCUGUGGACCAGGACCAGCCAUUUACCUAAGCAGUAGAGGAAGGCUCAGUGAUUCACUGGCUCCGGGUAACAGAAGAACCUACUCUGAAAACACUGUUGCUAAGCAUCAUCUUGACUUCCAUUCUUUUCUCACCCCCAAAGCCCUCCUAAACAGGCAGGGCAAGUGACUGCAAGCCAGACUCCCAAGUGAUAAAAUACUAAUGAGGAAUGCAGUAAAUCGGGCUGUAAAAGAGCAGUGAUUUAGACAAAGGUUGUAAAGUGGGGGGGGGGGGGGAGAGACAUUUGGAGAGCUAUUGUCGAUGCAGCUGCCCUUCAGGGUUACGGAAUCUUACACUUUCCGGGACAGAAUCUUACAAGGCAACACAAGCAUCCCUACUAAUUGUAGAUGACGUUAUGCUUUAACACUUGCAGUAAGGCUGACAUGCUGCUAUCAUAAAUGGCAAAUGCGGCUUGUGUUCAGCCUCCAAUGCUUAACUAUGGUUAUGUUCUAGAGCUGGAAGUAAUAUAAUAAUUAGCGCACUUCACCCUCCACCCAGCUGUCAGCUGGUGCUUGAGAAGCUUUGCAAAACAAAAUACACUCGGUACCCUCUGCGCCUACAUAAACUAAUAACAAAUUAAAACACACUUUUACAAGCGAUGGGAAGGGGAGCUAUACCAAAGAGUAAUUUGACAGUGAAUCCCUAAAAGCAUGUGGGGAAUGAUUUAUAUCUGAAGGUACGUUCCACGUUAAGGUGCCCGUCAACUUAAAAUGAAGUGGUAGGAUUUCUGAAAGUGGGAGGUGUCUCAGCACAGCCAUAAGGAUAACGGUUGGAAUAUCAGGAGGGGUUGGAAUAUCUGCUUGAUAACCAAAAAAGCAGGCUUAUGUUCUCUUAUCUGCUGCCUUAAAGGCAGCCAUCAUAAGGAAUUUGCGGUAAGUUUAAUAGAAAUACAUUUGUCUUGAACCAGUGCUUUCUAUCUUCCACAAAGCCUUUCCCUAUCUGAUGAGGAAUGCCAAUGUGAAAGGUAUAGAACCUCUUCUGCAGUGCAGAGGAUACCAGAACCAUGUUUUAGGGCGCCCUUUCAGAAAGGCAUUGGCCAAUCCAGUUGGCCUCACCAUCAAAUUGUACGUGCAGAAAAUUCCUUUUUAACAAGAGGCUUAAGAGAAACUGAGCACCGUGGUUGUCGAAGUAUGGGCCACAUUUGCAAGGGCAGCGUACGAUAAGCAAACAUGUAAGUUGUGUGAAUUAUAUAGCCAAACAAAAUGACUUUGAAUGAUUGCAUACAAGUCAGAAUAAUACCUGGGUUUCUAAAUAAAGCACAUGGCUUUUAAAAACAAGGUGGUUGGAAAAAAUGUAUAGAUUCAUGUUAAGUCUGGAUUGAAGUGUUUAACAAGUGCAGAAUCUAAUAGUUCCAAAUUCCAUCUUGUGAAGUUACUGGAACCAAGUUAAAUAAUGACUUACACCAGUGUUGGUUGUAAAUAUUUUUAAUUAAGAAGGGAAGAGAUGUAGCAGGGAGAUGUAGCCAGUUGAGAUGUCACGGACAGUGUAUUGGAUUUGGUCUGAGGAGAGCCAGGUUCAAAUCUUUGCUCAGCUGUUCACUAGGCAGCCUUAGGCAAGCCACUGAGUCUUGGUCUAAAAAGGUGGUGGUGAGGGUAAAAUUAGAUAACUAUUUAUAUACUCUCCUGGGUUCCUUGGAGGAACAGUGACAUACAAUUUUAAAGUAUAACUGUGGCUCCUCGAAUGUCUCACUGUCAAAGAGAUGUCCAUUCACAAUUUGUUUUUACGUUCUAUGGGGAAACUUUGUAGAAUUCUGGUGUAACAAAACUGCCAAAUAAACAGCUCCUAGUCAUGGAGACGAAACUGAAAAACAUAAUGCUAAAAUACUAAAGGAUCUCAUAAUCAGAGGGUAAGAAAGGACAACUCAAAAAGUUCAAAUAUCGAGAAGUUUUUCAAGCCAUGGUAAAAAAAAAUAUGCUGGAAGUGAAUGAUUUUGAGUAAUAUGUAAAACAGCUGAACAUGACUAACAAGUGCGGUUUGGCAUCUGCUUCAUUUUAAAAAAACACAAUGCAUAUUAUGGUUAUUCACCAAACCUCUGCAGAUUAGCAGCUGCCCUCUGGCACUUGUUACUGAAAAUGUAUAUGCAACUCUGUUCAACAUGUUCCAUCUCAGAGUUAUAAAAACAAUUAAUCUUGGAGGAGUUCUGUAUUUUAAAAAUAGCUGGGGGCAUUAUAGAGUACAUGGAGCUCAAGUCCCUGCUGAGAUUAAUAUUUCUACUAAUGUACACGUCUUAACGUGAAGUGCCUGCUGAGAGGUAAAGCUGCAAAGUUAUGCUGAACGUUAAUCUUUCAUAUUGUGUUUUGUGUGAGAUUGCAUUAUAGUAAGUUUUUAUGUUUAAUGAGUAUUGUCAGAAUACUUUCAAAAAUUGUAUUAUAGGUUUCUAUCUCAGAUAGCCCUGUAUGAGGUCCUUUUCCAGAAAUAGGUUUUCUGUCAUAAAAGCACAGCUUUAAUACUAAUUUGAUCCACCUAGUGAUAUAUGGUGUAUUCAAGAAAGUCAUUAUUUAGAAGAGUGAGCUAAUAUGUGAGAGAAGGUGUGCUGAUAAUUUGAUAGGACCCUGUGCAACUGGCAGCUGGUGACUGACUUGAUGAGGAAAUGAAGUAGACUUGUCAGCAAACGAAUGCACUAGAUAGAGCAGGGCAUUGUAAUCAGCAUGAUGGCCUACAGAGGUUGGACUCCCAACUCCCAUCAGCCUCCGCAAGCAUGGCCACGAGUCAGGAAUGAUAGGACUUGUUGUGACUAUAAAUUGGAAGCUCCUGUGUGGAACCAAUGCAGACCAAAAGCAGCACAGCUUGCAUUUGGCACCAAAUUUAAACAAUGCCCAAUGGAAGUCAAGCUUACAAAGGAACAAUCAAGAGCGCACUUUUAAACUCUCAGUUGGUGCUUUCCAGCUGUGGCUUUUACCUUGCCCAUGCUGGAUGCCAUAUGACAUCCAGAUUGGGAGGCCUAGCAAGGCUAAUGCCCUCUAACUUAACGUGCUUCUGGCAGUUGUAUUCUAGACUGGUUUCUCCUUCCUGUGUAACAUAGGUAAAGAGUGUAUGAAACCAGGAUCUUGGAUUUAGACCAGCUAGCUUAAUUGAUUUUAGAAUGCAGGCCUUCAUGGAAGCCUACUGCUUGCCCAGUUAAAUAAACUAUUACUGAUGUCGCUAUUGCAGAGUCUUGAGGGCCAAAGAUGAUUUGAUGUUAAAUACAUGAAUACAUUGAACAAGUAUGUGUUUUCCUAUGACAACAUCCCUAGGGGCCCCAAUCACAAUCAGAACUGCAGGGAUUACUGGUUUAACUACACGCAUACUGUGAUUUGAUUGAAAAAUCUCUUGCCUGCCCAAGAUCCUGUUAGCCAUGGAAGUAAUGCUUUCCACUGCCACCAAUGGUAGCGUUCCUCCUAAAGUUAAUAGCAGUUUAAGGGGCAUGUCAGAGGGGAGCAUUGAACCCUGUCUCUGCAUGCCCCAGUCCUGCUUCCCCCCUGCUUGUGGCUGUUGUUAAAAUAUAAGCUACACAUUAAAUACACCAAAAUACACUGGAAAAGUGUGUGAAAAGGGUACAUCCCAUGGAUUCCAUGCAUCAUUCUUACACAUGGAUGAAUUGUUCAUGCCGAUUAAUAACAACAUUAAGCUUUUCUAUAACAUCCCUCAAGUAGUCAAAGCACUUUGCUUUGACUAAUAUUUUCCAUAGGUCUGUAUCUGGUCAGAGAGGAAGGUGUAGUUUGUUCAUGAGUGUCCAGUGGCUGGGAAUUUGAUGUGUUGAAUCUACAUUGGAGGUCUGGGGGAGUGGCAAGGAAAAUGAUUGAAAAGUAAGGAACUAUAACAUUAUUGAAGCAGAAUCUGUCUAAACAAUUUGCAGCCCGGCAGUACCAUAUAUGUUCUCAAUCCCAUCUCCCUACCUUGGGUACACUGGAAGUAUUUUGUGGUGUAAUUUGAAAAAGCACUGUUGUGUUUUCUCAACUGUACUGAAGUGCCAGGUUGUUCAGUAAACCUCUGGAAACUUUGGAGAGGUUAUUAGGGUGCUAAUUUUAAACUUUGCAGGCUCUAUUUGUGGUUGGCAACUCAGUGAAUCAUUCACACAGCUCAUCUGCAGAACCACUGUCUAGGACUCGGUGGGCAGUACACAUUCACAUUUCCAUUACAACUUCUCUUGUUGAAAAUGCUACAGCAGAGAAGAUGCUUUGGCCAUAAGGAGUUAUUUCCUUUCUGCUGGAAAGAAGAAAGGAAUUAAUUUGCUCGUAGCUCAAAUUUUACUCAGAAAUACGGUACUUCUUUAAAAAUUUCAUUCUAGCUAUUCUUAUCAGGAUUAUGGGGGAAUAUUUGAAUCCAUGAAAUAUUUCUGGAAAGUAUAUUUGCAAAUAAUUAUUCAUGCUAGAAGUCACUUAUUAUAGGGAAAUGCAUUUGAUUCUUAGGUGUGAAAUAGUCCUGAUUUUCUUUCUUAGGACCCACCACUGGGUAUGUCAUUUGCAACACAAAAUCCCAUCCUUGUGACACAAAACCAUCACAAAACUUUGGCAUAGGUUUUGAGGUUUGCAGAUAACACAGAUGAUGACAUAAGAAGAACCCAGCUUGAUACGGCCAAAGGCCCAUCUAGUCUAUUAUCCUUUUCUCAUGGUUGCCAGUCAGAGAUGCCUAUGGGAAGCCCCUAAGCAGCACCUAAGUGCAGGAUCACUCUCCCUGCUUGUGAUUCCCAACAACUGGCAUUCAGAGGCAUUCUGUACAACAUGGAGAUUGAGAGCCUCAUCCUCCAUGAAUUUGUCUAAUUCUCUUUUAAAGCCAUCCAAGGUGAUGUCCAUCACUUCAGCUUGUAGGAGCAAAAUAGCCAUUACUUGUUUUCAGGGCACUGCAGAGAGGGCUCCUUGCUUGUGUCAGACAGACCGACUCCAGUGUCAGAUAAGAGGAUUCUGAGCAGGAAUUAUAGCUAACCCAGGCACAAGUAGCAGCACUAACAUGGUGACAAAACAAACACCACUGCUGUCAUUUUUAUCAAAAGUGUAUGCAUGGGGAGAUAGAAACUGAAGCCCUUGGUGAUGAGAAUUCAGCUGAAAGUGUUACACCAUUUCCUCCAAAGAAAGCAUCCAGUUUGGAUUCAAAUGUGGGUCAAGAAGACAGCUGUAGUAUGGGCAAGGGAGCAAAGAAGUGAUAGGUAUAGACUUAGACCAUUUUUUAAAUACUGCUUUUCAUAUUGUGAGUGGUUAGAAGCAGGCAAGGACCAGAACACACUCAUAUGCAAGAAUGAUCCUACUCAUGAUAAGUCAUCUAAAUCAGCUGCUGUGUCAUCCUUUUAAAAAAACAGACUCUCAAGCAUUAUGAAACUAGACAAACUCAUCCUCCGUCUGUGAAAGCAUAAGAAGAUCUCACCAGUGCUCUUCUAUGAAUGUAUAUAACAAAAUUACCUGGUAAUUCAUUAAGCAGAGAACAUCUUUUCAAUGUGGCUUAUUUCUUCAUUGUGAACCACUCAAUGGCUUUGAAAGCAUAAUUGAAACAGGAGUCAUGAUAAAGAAAAAUAAACAAAUACCACUUUGCAGCGUUAGGCCACAAUUUCCCAGUGAAUCCCCUGGUGAUCAUUUUGCAAGAGCACCUGAAACGUUGGAAAAACUGAAUAUCCAGUAUAGAAAACCCCUUGGUUAGUUGGCAUAAACAGAUCAUACAACCAAUAGAAUGGAAUGUAGAGUUUGUCUUGUUAAGUUCCAGGAUACUGUAUCAGUGCUGAUCUCAGUUCAUUGGUUUGAUUAUGAGGUUGAAUCCAAAGUUGUGCUUAGGUGCCAAGGCAGGUUUCAACAAUUUAAAUAACUUACAGUCACAAAAAUAGGGUGGGUUCCAACAAUAUACAUCUGAGGAGUCAAAGGCCAGGGGAAAGAGGUGUGUCUUCAACAUUUGCAGAAAGCUUUAUACUGAAGUUGUCAGAUGCACCUCAGUGGAGAGGGAGGCAUAUGACCUGGACCUAGACAAUGCUUCUGAGGGGGCUUGAACUACAAAGAGGCCUUCUUCUGCUGAUCUUAACACCAGAGAGUGUCUUAAGGGAAGGACAUGGUCUUUCCUCCAUUUGGGGCCUAAAUUUAGGGCUUUAAACAAUAAUGUGAGCACUUUGAAUUUGGCCCAGAAACAAACUGGCAGCUAACACAGCUGUUUUAAAACAGGGGUUAUGUGAUACCUAAAUCUGGCUGCUGCAUUUUGGACCAGUUGAAGUUUGAGUUUUCUUCAAGGAACGACCACAGAGAGAGUGCAUUACAGUAGUUCAGUCUGGAAGAUACCUGAACAUGGAGUACAGUAAGCAAGUCAUUCCUCUCCGAAAGGAGCCGUAGCUGGCGAUCUGGUUGGAGUUUAAAAAAAGCACUCCUAGCCAUCAAGACUACCUGAGCAUCCAUUGGCAGUGUUGAAUUCAGGAGUAUUUGCGAUGCUGCACUCCAGGGGAGUGCAGGCCUGGCCAGAAUAGGCUGUCUCCCCACCUCCCGGACGUGAGAACUUGGGACACACAACACUUCGGUCUUCUCAGGAUUCCACUUCAGUUUAUUGUCCCAUAUACAGCUUAUCAACCACCUCUCCCGCUUCAGAUGGAACACAGAGACAGAGCUGAGCGUCGUCUGCAUAUUGUUGGCACUUCAUUCAAAAUCUGAUGACAACUCCCAGCAGCUUUGCCUAGACGUAGCAUGGGUGACACAAGACAGCUCUCGUCAUACAAAACUGUCUUCCGUGGCUACAAUCUGGAAAGGUUCCUGGGGCAACUUUGCAGGGUGCUUAAGGGACAAGAUGGCUCAGAUGUUUGGAUAGUUUUGAGUGCCACAGUUAGAGCACGUCCAAUCAAGGCAUCCAGAGCCUUGUCUCUUCCAUUUGUACUGGAUCAGCUUGGAUUAUUGCAGCCUGAGGAUCUGAGCAAGCUGCUUGAAGAAGUGCAGCUAACCGCCUGCCCCCUUGAGCUUUGCCUGCCUUGGCUUCUUAAAGCUAACCAUAGAGAGUUGAUUGGGUGGGUCUUAGGGGUGAUGAAUGAUUCCCUGGAAAAGGGGCAAGUACCAUCUGGCCUUAAGGAGGGAACAUGACAACCCCCCAGAGGAGAAGACAAAUACAGCACAUAAAACCUAUAAAACGAUUAAAAGAGGGUGAACCCUUGUCCUCAACCUGUCCUAAAGAUGCAACCCAAAGAGGGGGGAAAGUGCUUUGGUAUCACCCCUUCAGGGCAGCUUGCACCAGCACCAGUGCAAGGUGUGAUGGUUUGGGGCCCUGAGCACCUGCAGGCACUCAGGCAGGUGGUAGAAAGCCUCAACAAGGCCUUAUCCUCCCAGAACAAUAGCCUCUUGGAACCAGCUGCUUCUGUAGGGAGCCUGCUGGCAGACUCUGUGCCUCUCCCUAACUCUGCUAGCUGCCUCCUUUCCGCUCGCAUCUCUAAGCUCAUGAAACAUCACAGGAGCUAUUUCCUUGAAUAGGCAUUUUGAUUCUCAAAAUCCAUUACUUUCCCUCAUGACAAAUUGUUCAUGCCCAUCGGCUACUCAAAAAUAAAUGGUUAAUUUCAAUGUACAAAUCAGUCUUCGGCUGAAAAGUGCUUCUGAGUGUAUAUUAACUGUUAAGCCCAAUGCAGAAAAAAAUUAUGAGUUUAUUCAGGUUCCGAUUAGAAUUGGCCAGUUGCCUUUGUAUAUAGUCUUGUUUUCAAGUUCGUGUACCAUUAUGAAUGAGCACUAUUUUUCUAUAAUUAUAUAAAGGAGCAAUUUCUCCUAGCAGUGUAUUAGUCAAAAUUUACAUCUUCACUGUUUAGCAUUACAUUUUCCCACAAUCUGUGUGGUAUCCUACUCAGAGGAGGCCCAUUGAAAUCAAUGGUUUAUCCACAGCUAAAGUCUACGAGCCUACUUUAAGUAGAACUUAGUAGGACACCACCUUUUGUCUGUUAGGCUAAAAAUAGUUUUGUUGUUACUUGGUGCAACCUUUAUGUACCUGCUCUUCUGAAAAGGGUCACAACAAAAAUGUUUAACAAACCCUUUUUUCAAAUUUACUGUUCGUGAUGUUAAAUGGAAAAUGAUACGAUCCAUCAGUUUUUAUUUAUAGUUUCUGUACUCACCUUGAUGCAAACUAGUUUCCUCUUUGCUAUGUCCCAAUAUGCAGCAGCUGGGAAUUAUUUUUUUAAUUAACAGAACCCAUUUAAAGAGCUGUACCGCCAGUAGUUAAAGCCUUUCUUGCCUGAAAGGCAGUGCUAAAUUUGGAACCAAAAGUCAUGACUAGAGUUUAUAAGAUGAGCAUAAUUUGUAACAAACAGCAUCAAGACUGAGUUUCAGGCAGUUCUAUAAUUACAAAAGAUAACAGCGCUGUCAUCGCCAGCAACAUUAGUGAAUAGUUAUUUAAACUAUUUUAAAGGUUUCCCAACCCCCUAAUUCUCCCUUCCUCCCCUUCUAGUCAGAUUCAGUUCAAAAGGCAGUACAUUUGCUAUCACAAGGCACAUUCAGCAAUUACAGUGAACGAAAGUUAAGUAUUUCUGUUGAUUUAAACUAGAGACUAUCAUUGGAAUAAAAGAAAAUAAAGUACUCAGCUUUGGCUAUAUCAUACCCAGUUUGUAAAAGCUUCCCUGUUUGGUCACCUGGGAAUGAUGCUUAAUUACCAUAGGUGAGCAGGACAUGUAUAAGCCUGACAAAAUUUGCACUUCUCUCAUACUUAUUUAAAUUAUUUUGAAGAAUCCUGUUUUUCCAAAUGGCAGCCAGAAAAACAUCAGUUUGCCCUUCUCCAAACAAUCUUGGGGAAACUAUUGGCUCUGUUAUCUGAAUAUAGUAGCCGGCGUGUUACUCUCACAUAAUAAUUUCCUUGACCUUCAGAAAAGAGCUCUCACCUAUCUACUUGCAACUAAUUUUAUUCAGAGAAACGAGUUGCAUGCCAGUCCACUGAGGUCAUUCGAGUGUACACUUGUCCGAAUAAACCAAUGGCAAAAUCUUUUGGAAGUGCAGUUCCCUUUUUAAUCUAAGUGGCUCAGGUUUCACUGAGAGGGGAGAACAAGUUAUAUGUGCAAAGCCAGAUAUUACCAGUUCGAGAGAGGAUCCACUAGUGUCAGAUUUCCAAGCACCAUGAGUCAUGAACAUUGAAGCCAGCAAGCUCUUAAACAAAGCAGGAGAACUCGAGGCAGAGGAAGACAUCUUUACAGUUUCCAGCUUCAGAUGAAACCAAACAUCCCUAAAAUUGUUCACUUCUCUAAAAACUUAACUGUACUUGGUUGAAGCCCAGAAACAUCUCAAUUAUUCAGGGGUGGCAAGAUUCUUUUCACCUACUGGAGCUCAAUACCUGUGCAAGCAAUGCUACGAAAAGCUUCCACUCCUAUGGGGUUCUCUGCUCCAAAUCCUGCAUGUUCCACAUUAUACCAUUAGUUAUUCAGCAGAGUCCCAUGUGAGUCCUACAUAUGCCAGUGAGUCCAAUGCAAACAGUUCCAGGAUACUGUUACCACUCCCAUCCAUGCCUUCUAUAUGCUCUGGUUGAAUGAAUAUUCCCAGAAGAAAUGUUCAUGUGAAUAAUCCUGAACGGUGAUUUUUCCUCAAGCAUAGCUGGAAAUCUAUUUUGUACCAAUAAGGAUGAACCCCUGGAUGGCAUGGUGUUAUGUUUGCUCAUCUUCCUGCUGCUCAUCAACCGCUGGUUGGUGAACCACAUAACCAAACCAACUAUUUUGCAUGCCACCAGUAACUCAUUUGCAGUGGGUGAGCAAAAUGUCCAGAGCAGUAUUCUGGAGAAUUGAAGUCAGCUACAACAUCCCUACGAAUGGCACCUUCAAAAAUGAUGUGCAGAGAAUUCAGCUAAUUGAAAAUUGCCCAUCUAAGUGAUCAGCAAAUAACAUUGAGAACUUAAAAACCUAAAGUGAUGAGGCUAAAUGUACUCAAGAAACUGCCUCUUCCCUAUAUUCCACUGAGAACACAAAAACCUGAUUGGUGCUCUUUUGAAUAUCUAUGAGGGCAGACAUUUGCCAAUGGCCCUAACUAGGUUGGGGUGAGGAAUCUUUUUCAAUCCAAACACUGAAUUCCUUGUGGAAGCAAAAGUGAGCAGAGCAGUUAAUUUGACUCUCGUAGCCGAUCCUUCAUACAGUAGGCUACAUUUGAGCUGUGCAAAAAUGAGGUUUCUGCAGAUGCGCACACAUGCAAGCAAGCAAACACACACACACACACACCCCAAACUUCUUUAUCUAGGCUAGCAAGAUGCAGUUAAAGGACAUACUCCAACUAGGGAAAAGUACCUGUGGGUGCAGUGGAGGACCAGAGAGAGAUGUGGCCAGAGGAGAGGGUGUGCGCUCAGAUAUAGGUGCCUGGAGGUUUGCAUUUGGCCUCUGGGCCUGAGGUUCCCCAUGUUUGUGCUAGACCAGGGCUCAUCAGUGUGGUGCCCUCCAGAUGUUGCUGGACAACAGCUGCCAUCAUCAUUGAUCAUGGUGCCUGGUGCUGAUGGUAGUUAGAAGGGCACCCACAUUAGACCUCAACAGACAUGGUUAGUGAGGAGAGAGCUGAACCACAGUGUUUCAAGCAUCAUUUGGUAAAUCGCAAUUAAGCAGAAGUUUGAAAGGGGAAAUUCAUAUUGUGGAAAAGAAAUGUAGGUUAUUGUUUGGGCUAUGAAAUGGAAUGAUACAUUACACACAGAGAAGGAACCCCCAGAACAGCACAUGGAGGAAGGAGGGGAGGGAUCAUUUUGUCUGGCAUUCGGCACCAUUUAUUGCAAGCCAUUCUGGGAAUCUUUUUGGCUGAAUAGCAGAAUAAAAAUGCUUUAAUAACGAUGCAUUGUGUGUUCCUGUUUGCAAGUCACAGACUAGAUCAAGCUACAAUAUUGUGGUCAACUUGAGUUUCAAGUCCACUUACCAAUGUCCUACAUCAGGUUUUUCCUAUUUGAGAACUAAAAUAUUGUGGAAUGCAUACUUUCUUGUUGAAUAGCAUGUUAAUGGAAAUGAAGUGUAAAUUAUAUGCAGUAAAGUAUGGUGAUCAGCUGCCUAAUUUAAUUGUAGCGCUUAAUACUGAAUUGGUUGUCAUUGUAUUUGGAAAACUCUGUCUUCAUUGAAAUUUUUCUUUCCUUUUUGUUGUAAAUUGUGGGAGCACUUGAUCAAACCUAAAGAGGAUCCACAUUUGGAUAAUUAAUCUUGGGUUUGUUUAAGUAACAUUGCAAAUGUUUUCAUGUUUCCUGUAGGAGCUAAGUGAUCUGCAACGUGACCCACCUGCACACUGUUCAGCAGGACCUGUUGGAGAUGACUGUAAGAUCUUUAUAGUUGAUGGCAAGAUACUUUUGCCUAUUUUGUUAUGCUUAAACACUUAAUAAAGUGAAUAAUAUUUUGUGUUUUUCAGUGUUCCAUUGGCAAGCAACAAUUAUGGGACCUGUAAGUAUGCAAUUUAUACAUAACUGAUCUUGAUUCCUCUUCUGUAAUAAGCUUUAAUGGAUUUCUGUAUUCUAGACAAUAGAUGUCAAUGUUUUCUAGAUCGUAGAAUCAUUUGUGAAGAGGAAAUAGACUGUGAUUAUUUGUGGACUAGAGAUGUACUUUAUACACAACGAGAGAGACACUAUCACACUUUAUACACGUUGGCCAACAUAGGGAAUUAAAAAAUAAACUCCAGAGCUGGGCUGGAGAUUAAGCCAUUCAAGAAGUCUGAGCCAAGAUACUGUUUGCUUUUAAAGCCAGAAUCAUGUUUUUCAUAUAAGAGAUAAGUGCAAAGACUGUAAUAAAUAGGACCAACAGAUGGGACUGCAGAGACCUAUGGUAGUGGAGAGCUAUGUGAAAUAACAAGUGAGCUAACAAAGAUGGGUUCAAGGACCACUGGUGUUUUUAUUUGUGAUCAAUCUACUACUAGGUUUAUAUCCAGCUGUGGCAGAGUAAUCCCUAUUUCAGAAUUCCCUAAUUCACAUUCCUGUACUAUGAAGUCAUACAUUGUUUUACAUAAAUGUACUACUUUCCCAGUCCAUCAGCUGCCUUCAGACAAGUGUUCUUUUAGUAAAGCAAAGGCAUGCAGAAAUUGUGCAUAAAAAUCAAUUUAUAAAAUCAGACUGAUGAAAGGUUAUUUUAGUUAUGGAAUACAUAUAACCACAUAUUAUAGAUUGUAUUUCUAUUGCUAAGUUGGUACAUAAUCACAUAGUAUCAUAACAUUGGUUAUAUUUUAAUAGCAAGGCUUAUAAUUAUGGCUUAUAGAAAUAAUUAAUUUGCCCUUUUUAUAUUCCUUUGUAGCAAGAAGUACAGUAUAUUUCUAAUCAUUAUAACCUUUCUCUUUCAAGUUUCAGCUUGAUUACAGUUUAUUUUGAUUAAGCUUGUAUUUUAUUGUAUUAUCUUCAACACAAAAAUGGUAUUGAUAUCAUGAUAGGUCAAAUAUGAACAAAUAGAGCCAUACCUGGAUAGGAAUUACAUAGGCAUGUUUUCAAAACCUAAUUUGCUAAUUAAUAUAUACUUUCUGGUAUGUGCCUUCAUAAUAAAAUGGGCUGUUAUUCCUAUUUGCUUUUAAAAACCUCAAGUUAAAAAGAUGCAUAUAGUCAGAAAUUUGUGUGUGGUCUAAGGUGUGCAGAGAGGGAAGUGGCCUAAAAACAACAUAUUGAGGAGUUGUUUUUUUAAGUGAUACAAUUGUUUCUCUAUGGUUAAAAGUGAGUUCAUUUCUCUCUCUCUCUCUCUCUCUCUCUCACACACACACACACACACACACACACACAUAUAUAUUCCUCAGUAAUUUGAGCUGCAUCCUCCUGAUCAAAAGGAAGUGGGGAAAGAUACGUACUUUAAAUCUGCCCCUCAAAUGUGCAUCACAUUGUGGUAUUCUUCAGUUUCUAUGUAUUCAAUGCUCUGCCUUUUGAACUUCAUUAACUUGUUUUUCUCAGGUAGGGGGGAUUUCUGCAAAAUAUACUUUGAAACCUCUUCUGGGUUAUGCUUCUAUACACACUAGAUCUGAGCCUGCAAACGCUUUCUUUUAAAAAAAAAAAGAAUGAGCAGAAUUUGCAAAAAUUCCAUGAUGACCUAGUACUACAUUUUAGUUUUUGCAUCAUGCCCUGAAUGGUGUGGGUUCCUGUAACAUAGAGUGUGGCGGCCACAGAUUAUGUCUGUUGAACUUGGGCAAAGUGUACUAGGGAGACACUGGUGAAGAAUGAAAGCAUUACCUUGUUAAUUUGCUUGCUUUCCAGCCUGAUAGUGCAUAUCAAGGGGGAGUCUUUUUUCUCACAGUACAUUUUCCAACAGACUACCCAUUCAAACCACCAAAGGUAAUCUUUUAAAUGUGAUAUGUGCUUUUCAGAAUUAAGUGUAAUGUGCAAGUACAAAUGAAAAUUAAAUGUAGCAUGCGCUUUUUAGAAUAGGGUUUGACAUCUGUUUUGAUGUAUUUGUUGUUUUGAGGCUAAAUACAUUGGAAGGAUCAGUAUAGAAUAGCAUAGAUAACUAACUUAUUGAAGCAAGAGAGAAUUAAAGAGGGCCUAGCCAAGAGCUUUGUGAAACUCUUAAAAUGAGUUAUUUAUUCCAGGAACUCUUUCCACACACAGCUUAUUGGACCAUGGAAGGUAAAAGGUAAAGUAACCAUGAUGCAGGAAAUUCUGUGACGUGUACAAAGUGCACACUUGGUUUUUGCAGAAUACCAAUCUGGCCUAUUGUUCUGUUAAAACACAUUUCUAACCAUGCUUGUGAUUUUACUAUUUUAUUUUACUUUGGAUGUAAAUCACUUUGGGGCUUCUUUAGUUGGAAGUGAUGUAUAAAUUUAAUAAACCUAAACCUAUUGGUCUCUACGCAGAGUUUCUCUGACAUUAUUGAUCUUGGUAUGUUUCCAACGAACCCCAUUUUCCUCAAAUGCAUUUUUUAAAACUAUUGGUCUGUAACUCCUUUAAUAAGCAAAUUGCUUUAAUGCAGCUUUGCGCUAUCCCAUUGCUAAUCUUAAUUUUUGACAUUCUUAACUUUGCUAGAAUUGUAUAUAUAAAGGUAAAAUAGGAAUUACCGCUUAAAUCUGUUUAAGUGGUUGUAUGUUUUCUGUGGAGCUUGCAUUUAGGUGCUGCUAGAUGAAUUGGAUCGUCAUGUUCUACAUAGCCCAUAAGGCACUUUUUAUAUCAUCUUACCCAGGGAACAGCUAUAGCUAAUACUCCUUGUGCAUUCGUAACAGAUUGUGUAACAGAACGUAUCACUACUUGUGAUCAAGCCAAGGUAUUCAGCUUUUAGAGAUGUCAGAUGGAGAAAUAAAAUACAGAGUAAGAAAAGGACAGUGUGUGUGAUUAGAACUCUGUAAAAAUAUGUAACCAUUCUUCUGUUGCAGAUUGCAUUCACAACAAAAAUAUACCAUCCAAACAUAAAUAGUAAUGGGAGUAUUUGUCUUGAUAUCCUGAGGUCACAGUGGUCACCUGCUCUGACUGUAUCUAAAGGUAACUAUUUGGAGAAAUACUAUGCCCAAUUUAACGCCACCAUCCCUGUUUCUGAUUAUGAUUUAUAGCUGAAAAUGCAUCUAGUUUAAAGGAAGGCAUUAUCUAGACCAGGGGUCUGCAACCUUUAAGACAAAAAGAGCCACUUGGACCCGUUUCCGAAGGGAAAAAAAUCCUGGGAGCCGCAAAACCAUUGCGACAUUUAAAACAAAUAUAACACUGUAUAUAUUGUUUCUUACCUUAAUGUCCGAUCUGACAGCGGGCAGGAAGGUGACGUUGGGACGGUUGGUGACUAACGCACGCACCGCCCCCAUGCGACGUCACAGCCAGUACAGCGCCCGCCACAGUGGGGAGUGUCGGGGCGCACAAUGCGCCUCCUCCCCUCGCUAGUAUCCGCCCCGGAGCCACGGCAAAGGUGUAAAAGAGCCACAUGCGGCUCCGGAGCCAUGGGUUGCAGACCCCUGAUCUAGACAGAGGUGUUUGAUCUUCAAAGUUUUCCACAGGAUCUUAUACCCAGAUGCAUUGGCUGUGUGACCAUGUACAUCAUCUACUAUUUUGGAAGACAUAUUCAAUAAAGUUUGAAAAUCUGCAUUACUAUAAAGGAGAAAAACUUUGCAUCUACCUCUUGACCUUUACUAUCACAUUCAUGUCAUAAACACUCUUUAACUUAUCUUUUUUCUUUUUAAUAUAGUUCUUUUGUCCAUAUGCUCUUUACUUUGUGAUCCUAAUCCAGAUGACCCUUUAGUACCAGAUAUUGCACAAAUCUACAAGUCAGACAAGGAAAAGUAAGUAUGGAUAUAUUUUUUAAAAAUCUGAAUCAGUUGGUUUUUAUAUUCUUAGCCUCUCACCUCACUUACGAUUUGACUACUCUGAUAGGGUGAUACGCAACAGAGGAGCUGCGUUGAUUUCAGCGGGUGUACUCUUGAAUAGGACUUACAUUGGAUAUCACCCAUAAGGUUUUUUUUAACAUAAAAAUGGAUUUUUAAAAAAGCUUACAAACAAUUGUACUACUUCAGAAUGUUUACAGUGUUCCAUUUUGACAUCUUGCAUACUUGGGCCACUAAGGACAUAAGUAGAAAAUUUUAAAUUUGCAUUCCUCAGUUUGAAGGAGCAGUUAGUCUGUAGAAUUAUUUAACUUGUAUACCAUGUCAGCCUUGUUCCUUCCUUUUUUCUGAUGUAUUACUUAUCCUAAAGUUCACUGAUCUGCCAGCUUGGCUUUAAUGUUUGAGCCGAUUUCUAGAUAACAAACUGCUUUGCAAAGUUCUGGACACCCACCUUUGUGUCCCUACAAAUGUUUGGAAGAGAACCUCAUUGAACUUUUUGGGGUGUCAUCAAACUGACCUUGUGUUCAGUCAUAUCAUCUUUAGUCUGUGGUUCAGCAUACUUCCCUUGCUUUGAGCUAGACUUUAAGCUAAUUUAGACUAGCUAAGAGGUUCACUGUCUUUACCUGUGUGGCAUCCUAGUUUGUGAGCAGAUUGAGAUGGUUGUUAUUAUAGGUGCUUGUUUGACAGGCUGUAAGUAUCGUACUCAGCCUAAUGAAGGUAACUAGGCUAAUUCGUGUACACGUUUGAUUCAGGAAGAUGGCAACAAUCCUGCACGUGUUGGAUAAUAUUUGUUGUAAUUCAGUUUGUAAACGUCUGUCUCUUAAAUUGUAAGGUUGAGAAAGGGGAAAAGAUGUUGAGGUGUAGCAAUAUGAAGGCAUUGUAAAGGUUACAGAUUGCCACUCCAAAGUCUGUACUUCACAAAGGUUACAGAUUGCCACUCCAAAGUCUGUACUGUACUGUUGUAAUCUCUGUGUAGCCCUGUCUGUAUCCUGCAUAGUGGUGCUGCCCAUUAUCAGGUUACUGUCCAUCAGUUGCAAUUCAUGUCUUGUAGUCAACUAAAUCCAACUCAGAGUAGACCCAUUGAAAUUAAUGAAUCUAAAUUAGUCAUACCCAUUAAAUUCCAUUAGCAUUGGAUAACAUCACACAUCACCAUGUUCAGUCUGUGACUUUAUCUGUACACAGCUUUUCAGCUGGACUAGCAAACUCUAUUCAGCUUGUAUCCUAAGCUCUGACGGACCAGGAAGGAUGCAAAUGUACACACUGAUUGUGUGCAGACAGCCAUGAUAUUAUACAAUGGAAGCAAUAGGUGUGCAUCAUGGGGUUCUCUUGCCUUGGAAAAUCAUUAAUUAUUAGCUGCAUUUCCAAAUCACCCUUCCUUCCAAAGACUUCAGGAUGAUAUACAAAUAAUAAUAAUAUUAAAACACAAAAUAGAAAAUAAUAAAUAAGACAUAACAGUAAUCAACACACUUUAAAAUACUGUAUCUAUAAAAUGCAGAACCAUUAAAAUGCACCAAAACCAUCUGCUACUCUUAGGUGUUAAGACUUUGCAUCGUCCAAGACUGUUUUGCUUUCUGCUCAGCACCUGCUCUUUUGCCCAAGUGUGGGCAUGGGUGCAACAUAUAACCGAAUAAGAUUGUUAAAUAAGCCCUUGAAUAAAUUUGUUGGCAACACUGUGAAUCCUAAGCUUGUGUGUUUUCACUUUUGUUUUCUUUUACAGAUACAACAGACAUGCAAGAGAAUGGACACAGAAAUAUGCAAUGUAAACUUUGAAGACUUUUUCAUAUAUACCAGAGUACUGUAAAUUCUAGGGUUUUUUCAAAAUUAGAAGUAAAUGGAGCACAGUUUACUGUUUCAGUGUACCAUGAAGCCCUUUUUUGAUUUUCACCCAUAUAAGUGUGUUUCUGGAACAAGGAAAUAACUACGAAAAUUAACCUGAAGACUGUGAUGAGAGUAUUUAUCCUUUUUGUAUGCUUUGCAAAAGACAUUUAUUAUGUUUUUUAAAGAUACGUGGACAUCUCUGUCUCCAGCCUACAAGAUCCAUAAUGCAGUUGUAGAGCAACCAAAUUAUUUUUGCUGAAAAACUAGGUGUUACAUGAGAGAUAUUCUGUGUGUCUUUGAGAUGUCAGUCCUGUAAGUCUGUGUUUGAAUUUCAUUCUUUGUUAGUUCAUUGUAUAAUUUGUAUUUUUUUACUGUAUAGACUAUAUUUUAUUUACCAUGCAAGUCAACUCACUUUAGACUUUCUGCACAGUAUUGAAAAAAAAAUACAACUGCUAUUAAAUGAGUGAACUAUUCCUCCCCAGAGGAAUGCUCUAUAAACUGAUAAACUUCUUAAAACAAACUUUGCACUCUAAUUCUCAGUAUACUGAUUAUGGAGAAACACUUGGUUUUGAUUCUGUUGCAUACUUAAUUUUAUUGCAAUGUGAACUAAUUGCACUACUCUGUAGAAAGAAAUGUAACUAAUUUUGUUCUAUUCACAGCUGACUUUUUUAUCCCAUAAGGGCAGUAUAAUCUCUGACCUUUUAACAAAAUUGACUUGAAGCUUUUCCAUAUAAAUAAAAUGUGUUUUUUACUACUUGUCUUGGCUGUUCUUUAACUCUUGCACAUCCUUUACAUGUGCUUGCUCUGAAAAGAUCAAGUUAUUGUUAAAUGUGUGACUUGCUAUUGGGAGGAAUUGGCCUGUGUGUUUGAAAUUGCUGUGAACUGAUAUUAUGGUAGCUGUUGCAUAACUUUACAUGCAAAUUCAUUGUGUUGUGUAUAUGAUCUAAGUUCUUGGAUCUUGUACCCACUACAAAAACUUCUCUCUGAUCUCCAAAUCUUGCUUAAAUUGAUAACAACGAAUGUUGAAAUGUCACUGAUGCUUCUUCUUUCCCUCACGUGUAUAACAAUAUAUUGAUGUUAUACUUCCACACACUAAGCUGAUGCCUCUAAACCUUUAUAUGUAUACUUCACCUUGCAUGUAAGGAGAAAAACAGCCUUAGGGACUUUACAAAUAAGAGUGCUUUAAUUUUUUUUAAAGUAUGUUGCUUCUGAGGUAGUAAAUGCUUAUUGAAUGCAUUUAUUUUGUGGCUGUAGCAAUUCUAACUAAACACAACUUACUUGACUAGAAGGUUUUGCCACCAUAGAGUCCUAGUGUUUGGCUACACCAAGGAACAAUUAAACAAAAAGCUCACAACUGGAAUAGGUAGAAAUGUGGCAAGCAUCCCAGUGGCUAUUUUUUUGUAUUACUGGACUUAAAUAAAAAAAAAAAACCUGUUCAGCAUUUUAAUCUUGAAACUCUUGGAUAGUUCUGACAGCCUAGGCAAUAAGUCUCUACUUAUCGUAAUGGUCACCUAGGCUUCAGUUGUUUACCUCAAUCUGUAUAAUCGUAAGAUGGAAUCUUUCUGAAAUAAGCACUGAAAAAAAUUCAUUGCAUUCUGUAAGUGACUUUGCUUGCUGUGAAAAAACCAAUUUCUACAAAUAGCCAAUAAGUGUUUCAAUUUAGUAUAUGAUUGCUUCAAUGUACUUGAAAAAGGGGAUGCCAUAGCUUGAAAAGCAAAACUAUUCACGACAUUUUGACAUGAAUACUAAAAAAUUACCCCUUGGUAAAAUAUUCUGAUGGAGUGAUUUCCCAAACUUUUUUGCCCCUAUCUGUCUUAGAUGUUUAUGAUAGGCUUGUCCCGGAUUAAAUAAUUUAUAGUCCUUUAAUCCCUUACAAUAAACUCUUGUGUAAUUUGGUAGUUUGAUUUGCAUGCCUGUUAAGUGAAAGAACAUUUAAUCUUCUGCUUUGCUAAAAUUAUAUGGAGGCUGGUUUGAAACUGUUUAGAUGUUACUAUGCUUUGAAGUAUGCAUCAUACAAAAAGGAAUUUACUUACCAUAAUGCAAAGUCUUCAGGCUGAGCAAAAGGUGCAGAUCAGCAAGCCUCUUAUUCUUGCUUCAUAAGAGUUAUUUGUGAACAAAUGUGUUGAGCCCAUACUUGUCUCUCUUCAGUGACAUUUAAACCUGAAGUUCAGAGACUUAUUUUACAUACUGUCAGGCCAAUCGUAGCGCCUUUAAGAAGACAAGAACUCCAUUCUCUUGGCUUUCUUUAAACCACAGCUUCUGAGGGUGUUAAGCAUUCCCUCUUAAGUAUUUUUGUAUUUCCUGGUAAAUGUUCUUUUGCUGUUUAAAUGAUCCAUUGUGAAGGUUCCUUCCCCGCCCCGCUCCUUGUAUCAAACAUUUGCUCAGUCCUGGUGCUUCCAUUAUGGUGGCAUAAAUGUUGUCUGUGCUUCAGUCCCCUCCACCAAAUACCAGUUUAUACUGUACAAUGCCUUAGCGAGGGCACUAACUGAGCCAUCUCAUUCUCUGUAUAUUCCUCACUUGGCACUAUUGGCAUGACUAAAGCAAAGGAUCUCUGUAUCACUGAAAUUCUUGAAGUGUAAUCUUUAGUCAUUCUAGUUGUUAAAUAAGGCGUACUUUCUAGCUACUUCUGAUGUGGUAUUUUUUCUGCCUAAAGAUGUCAGCUGAGGCUUGAAUGAAAAUAAAGAUUUGAUUUGAAAUCUG
This is a messenger RNA of Podarcis lilfordi (Lilford's wall lizard), 24791 nucleotides long. The record is from the annotation of a GenBank genome assembly. Lineage: Eukaryota; Metazoa; Chordata; Lepidosauria; Squamata; Lacertidae.